Molecule: messenger RNA, 1078 nt
Organism: Triticum aestivum (bread wheat)
Lineage: Eukaryota; Viridiplantae; Streptophyta; Magnoliopsida; Poales; Poaceae
Product: zinc-finger homeodomain protein 6-like
Exons: 1
Coding region: 128-868 (246 amino acids)
Biological process (GO): regulation of DNA-templated transcription; regulation of developmental process
Cellular component (GO): nucleus
Molecular function (GO): DNA-binding transcription factor activity; transcription cis-regulatory region binding
Source: RefSeq, a predicted model, not a curated record
UUUCAGAACCAGUGUUCCCCCUGCUGAAGCCCAUCUCUCUCUCCCAUCUCUCGCUCUAGCACCCUUGCUACAAAACCACAAGAGGCCAACCACCUGCGCCGCUAGCUGCAGCCAGAGGCAUGCGGUGAUGGAGUUCACGGGGCCGGAGCACGCCGCCGGGACGCCCCCCGGGACGCGCUCGCCCUCCGACGCCUCCUCGGGGAACAGCGGCGAGGCGAGGUACCGCGAGUGCCUGCGCAACCACGCCGCGGCGCAGGGCGGGCACGCCGUGGACGGCUGCGGGGAGUUCAUGCCCUCCAGCGCCCACGACCUGCUCAGGUGCGCCGCCUGCGGGUGCCAUCGCAGCUUCCACCGCAGGGACGACGGGCAGCAGCAGCAGCACCCCCGCCUCUUCCUCCCUGCGCCCGGCGCCACGUCGACGACGCCGACGCCGCGCGUGCCGCUGCUCAUGCCACCGCCGCAGCAGCAUCACCACCCCUACGCGGCCGGUCACCCACAGGCGCCGCCGUUCGCGUACAACCCCCACCACCAGCACUACCAACGCACACCCAGCGGCGGUGGCACGACGACCGAGUCGUCCAGCGAGGAGCCCGACCCGGGACCGCCCUCGACGUCGGCUCCAGGGCAGGGGCACGGGCAGGCGCAGCGGCGGAAGCGGUUCCGGACGAGGUUCACGGCGGAGCAGAGGGAGCAGAUGCUGGCGCUGGCAGAGCGGGUGGGGUGGCGGAUGCUGAAACAAGACGAGGCCCUGGUGGAGCAGCUGUGCGCGCAGGCCGGCGUGCGGCGGCAGGUCUUCAAGGUCUGGAUGCACAACAACAAGCACCACAGGAGGCAGCCAGAGUCCCAACAGCAGCAACAAAAACAGUAGGGUGCCCGUAGCCAUGGGAGGGGACAGGCUCACGAAUCCCCACAUCAUUAUUUUUGUACUUCCGACAGGGGAAGAGGGAUGAAUUAAACAGGGAGAGUGAAGUGAAGUGAAACCAGGGGCUCUCUCUGAUCUUCAUCAUGUCUCCUAAUCUUACUUCCUGUUCUUGAUCAUGGUUCAUGAUCCUUUGCUUGGUUUAACUGGAUUCCUUUU